Messenger RNA from Phacochoerus africanus (Common warthog), 860 nucleotides. Its product is annotated as UPF0711 protein C18orf21 homolog. NCBI's taxonomy places the organism in Eukaryota, Metazoa, Chordata, Mammalia, Artiodactyla, Suidae. The record is from RefSeq and is a predicted model, not a curated record. Bases 88 to 666 code for a protein of 192 amino acids. The transcript has a single exon.
UUCACAGCAUGUGUGACAGAACAAAAGGUAAAAUUUCCUGUAUCAGAAGCCUUGGAUAAAAUAAAAAAAUAGGAGUUGGAAGUGACAAUGAGGCCGAAGCACUACCUUGAGGCUGCGACAUGGAAACUACAAGAGAGCUGCCCGGGCCAGGCCUGCUAUCUUCUCUGGGCCCACAGUUUGUCACACGAUGAUAAAAGCUCUUUUGAAGGAACGUGUCCAUACUGUUUCCAGUUGCUGGUUCCUGAUAAGUCUAGAGUGCGCCUCAAGCCCACGCCCAAACUGACACCCAAAAUGCAGAAGCUUCUUAAUCAAGAAGCAAGAAAUUAUACACUCGGUUUUAAAGAAGCAAAAAUUCUGGAAAAAUACAAAGAAUCCAAACGUGUAUUGCUGAUUACUUGUAAAACAUGCAACAGAACAGUUAAGCAUCAUGGUAAAAGCAGAAGCUCCCUAUCAGCCUUCAAGAGCAAUCCUUCCACUCCUGCAAGUAAACUCAGCCUGAAGACCCCAGAGAGAAAGACUCUAAGCUCUGCAAACCUAAAUCAUGUUACCUCUGGUUCCAAGGGCAAGAGCCCAGCAUUGAAUUUCAGAACACCUACAUCUGGACAGUCAACACCUAUUAGUUCCUCAAAGAAUGUGAACAAAACAAAGAAACACUCUCUCAACUAAAAAUGUUGCUUAGAGUGAAUCCGAAAAGAAUCAAAGGUGGACUUCAGACAUUUCCUAUCUUCUUUGUAAAGGAUGGACUAUGAAAAAAAAAAAAAAAAGUUCAAUACAAUUUCUGAAACUAAGUCAGAAGAACAGCUUUUUAAAAAACUUCUAUUUGUUCUUAAAAUACACAGAAUCUAGGGUCCAAGAGCAAA